AUGAGCAAUACAGGCAUGAACAUGAGGGGGAAGAUCAUCUUCUAUGAGGAGAAGAACUUCCAGGGCCGCUCAUAUGAGUGCAUGAAUGAUUGCUCUGACAUGUCCUCCUACCUGAACAGGUGUCACUCCUGCAGGGUGGAGAGCGGCUGCUUCAUGGUCUAUGACCGUCCCAACUACAUGGGAAACCAGUAUUUCAUGAGGAGAGGGGAGUAUGCUGACUACAUGAGCAUGAUGGGAAUGAGUGGUGGAAUCAGGUCCUGUCGUAUGAUCCCAAUGCACAGAGGGAACUACAGGAUGAAGAUCUACGAGAGAGAGAACUUUGGUGGUCAGAUGCACGAGCUGAUGGAUGACUGUGACAACAUCAUGGACCGUUAUCGUAUGAACGACUGUCAGUCCUGCCACGUCAUGGACGGCCACUGGCUGAUGUACGAGCAGCCUCAGUACAGAGGAAGGAUGAUGUACCUGAAGCCUGGAGAGUACAGGAGCUUCAGUCAGAUUGGGAUGAGAGGAACAAGGUUCAUGAGCAUGAGACGCAUCAUGGAUUCCUGUUAUUAA
Molecule: messenger RNA, 555 nt
Organism: Knipowitschia caucasica
Lineage: Eukaryota; Metazoa; Chordata; Actinopteri; Gobiiformes; Gobiidae
Source: the annotation of a GenBank genome assembly